AGAGGAGGAGGAGUAAGAGAGUGAGAGGAGGGAGUAGAGAAGCGAGACCCUCUCUCUCCUCCACACACAGAGUCCCAUACACAUUCGCAGCUGCUGUGCCGCUGUCAGUCCUGGAAUGUAAGCACUGCCGUCAGGAGUCCGAUUUUCCAACCACUAAGCACAGAGGAGGAGUACAAACCCAGCGGCGCUCACUCAGACAUACAGAUGGAUGCUAAGCAGAGCGAAACCUAAGAAUCCUAAAGGACACAAGUGAAGGGGAAUACAAUGCCUGUUCUGACAAGGCUACCUUCCAGUGUUUACCCUUUUAGAAGCUUAUUUCCAUAAUCACAAGUCAUUCCGGACAUUUUCCUACUGACUGGAUACCAUGAUAGGCAAUCAGGCUCUGCUCCUAUUGAUGCUCUAUUUCUUGUGGCCCAGUACUGCUCUUCCUUUCAUUCCUGGGAAUAUUGGGAAUCUGUUUGGGAUGCCAGAGAGUGACGGGAAGGUUCUUCAACGUUCCAAACGGGGAUGGAUGUGGAAUCAAUUCUUUCUGCUCGAGGAGUACGCGGGAAAUGACCAUCAAUAUGUUGGCAAGCUGCACUCUAACGCUGACAAGGGCGACGGCACGGUGAAGUACAUCUUGACUGGAGAUGGGGCUGGCACCCUGUUUUUGAUCGAUGAGAAGUCUGGAGAUAUCCACGCUACCAAGAGGCUAGACCGGGAAGAAAAAGCCAUGUACACACUGCAUGCUAAGGUCUUGGACAGAAACACCAAUGCAGAACUUGAACCCGACACUGAAUUUAACAUAAAAAUUCACGACAUCAAUGACAACGCACCAAGAUUUGUAAGAGAGGUGUACUACGCCAGUGUCCCUGAAAUGUCUGAAGUUGGUACCUCUGUCGUUACUGUAACCGCCACUGAUGCAGAUGAUCAAACGUAUGGGAACAGUGCCAAGCUUGUGUAUAGCAUCCUGCAGGGACAGCCAUAUUUCUCUGUGGAUUCAGAAAACGGAACCAUUAAGACUGCUCUACCUGGCAUGGACAGAGAAGUCAAGGAACACUACCAGGUGGUGAUUCAGGCCAAAGACAUGGCUGGACAAAUGGGUGGACUUUCAGGGACCACAACAGUCAGCAUCACCCUCUCUGAUGUCAAUGACAGCCCGCCACGCUUUGCUAACCACUCCUUCCGCGUGACCACUGUGGAGUCUACCGAGAUAGGUGGUGCCAUCGGACGCAUCAAGGCCGAUGAUCCCGAUGUGGGCCAUAACGCUGAGAUGGAGUAUAGCAUUGUUGGUGGUCAUGAUACAUUCAACAUCAUUACUGACCAAGCUACACAGGAAGGUGUCAUCAUAAUUAAAAAGGCUCUGGAUUAUGAAAGUAAGAGGGACUACGAUUUCAGAGUGGAGGUGAAAAACACCUACUUAGAUGCCAGGUUCAUCCACGGUGUGCAGUUCAAAGACUACGCCACGGUCAAGGUGACGGUGGAGGAUGUGGACGAACCACCCGUCUUCACCCGUAACCCUUACAUCAUCGAAGUGCACGAGGACACGGCCGCAGGCAGCUUCGUUGGCGUGGUGCUGGCCAGGGACCCUGAUGCUGACAACAAGCCAGUAAAAUACUCAAUUGACCGACACACGGAUUUAGAAAGGCUUUUUAACGUUGAUUCGGUAAACGGUACCAUCACCACUCUGAAAGCACUCGACAGAGAAAUGUCCAAAUGGCACAAUAUCUCUGUGGUGGCCACUGAAAUAAAUAACCCUCGCCAAACCACUCGAGUACCUGUAUUCAUCAAGGUGUUGGAUGUCAAUGAUAACGCCCCAGAGUUUGCCAUGUCCUACGAUACAUUUGUCUGUGAAAACGUCAAAGCAGGACAGCUGAUUCAGACAAUAAGUGCUGUUGACACAGAUGAGCCACUUGUUGGGCACAAGUUUGUCUUCAGUAUAAGUGGCACCAACCCAAACUUUACAAUCGUCGACAAGGAAGAUAACACUGCCAACAUCCUGACCAGGAGAGGGGGGUUCAGCCGGCGUGAGAUGAGCAUGUACUUUCUCCCCGUUGUGAUCUCCGACAACGACUACCCCAUCCAGAGCAGUACCAGCACGCUGAUAGUCCGUGUGUGUGCCUGUGACAGUCGAGGAAACAUGCAGUCCUGUAACCCGGAGGUCCUGCCCUUCUCAGAUGGCCUCACCACCGGAGCUCUGGUGGCCAUACUGCUCUGUGUGAUUAUCCUGCUCAUGAUCGUGGUGCUGUUCGCUGCCCUGAGGAGGCAGAGGAAGAAGGAGCCUCUGAUCAUCUCCAAAGAGGAUGUCAGAGACAACGUUGUCAGCUACAACGACGAGGGCGGAGGAGAGGAGGACACUCAGGCCUUUGAUAUCGGCACACUGCGUAACCCGGAGGUGAUGGAUGCUAACAAGCUUCGCAGGGACAUCAUACCCGAAAUGCUGUUUUCCUUUCGGAGGACAUCACCGAUAAAGGAUAACACGGAUGUGAGAGACUUCAUAAAUGGGAGGCUGCAGGAGAACGACUCAGACCCCACGGCUCCCCCUUAUGACUCCCUGGCAACAUACGCUUACGAGGGUAGCGGUUCACUAGCAGAAUCCCUGAGUUCACUGGAGUCUGCUGCCACUGAGGGGGACCAGGAUUAUGAUUACCUCAGCAACUGGGGGCCACAGUUUAAAAAGCUGGCAGAGAUGUACAUAGGGAGGAGCCCUGACAGAGAGACCUAAACAAAGCCAUCUGUCUCUCUAUAAUACAAACUCAUUUUUAAUGUCUUUUUGGCUAACUAGCUAGCCAGACACAUAUUUGUCUAGUUAGUUAACUAGCCUGUCUGUCUUAAUAUCUAUCAAGCUCUAUUUGUUUAGUUUGCUCUAGCUAGCUUGAUAGUCAAUUUGUUGUCUAUUGGAUCCACCUAAUGUGCGUGAUAAUGCACAAACGGAUGCGCACUAAGACAACAAUAACUUAAAUCUACAUGUGGAAUCUGACAUGGACCUGGAAAGCUGUGUUCGAAAUGUUCACUCACAAUAUCAUGCUUAAUAUUUAAAGGAUUGAAUAGUGAAGGCAGGGUGUUCUUUUGAAUCUUGAGCACCAUUUAAGUUACACGUUACUGUCUAAUUAUUUAAUUCCCCCUAUAGCUAUAACAAAUAUGAUGAACUGGAAUAUACUUCUUAAUGUAAAGUGAUGGAUUUAAGGCUUGAUUGUCCCAGUUCUGGCUGCUAAAAAAAGACAAAAAACAUCUCUCCCAAUUACAGACACAUUGUAUUUUGCAUCAUAAAUUUACUGUUACACAUUAAACUUAUUUAUUGUACUGUGUUUACUCAAAAAAGCACAGAUGGCACUAGCUUGUAGACAACCUU
Molecule: messenger RNA, 3331 nt
Organism: Cyprinodon tularosa
Lineage: Eukaryota; Metazoa; Chordata; Actinopteri; Cyprinodontiformes; Cyprinodontidae
Gene: cdh10a
Product: cadherin 10, type 2a (T2-cadherin)
Exons: 12
Coding region: 365-2704 (779 amino acids)
Biological process (GO): cell morphogenesis; multicellular organism development; cell-cell junction assembly
Cellular component (GO): adherens junction; catenin complex; plasma membrane
Molecular function (GO): cadherin binding; calcium ion binding
Source: RefSeq, a predicted model, not a curated record